UGUUAGUUUACGAACUUUUCACCCCAACUGCAUGUUCCAUUCAAAUUGCAAUUGAGCUAUGCACGAGAAAUCAACGAAAAGACUGUUGGUUGAAAAAUAUAUAAUCGUUAUACUCAAUUAUUCAAAUAGUUAUCGCUAAUUGUAUGGAACAUUGAUAUCCCAGAACAUUCAUAGAACCAACUCAACUCAAUGUGAAAAAUUAAGGAGGCUUUUGUAUCUAUAUGACGUAGAGUUAUAUCAUGAAAAAAGUUCUUAUUGGAAAUGAUAUUUCAAAACGUAUUGAAAUUGGAAUUAGUGAAAGAAAUCAUUUCUAGGAAAGAUGGAAUAUUACAAGUUGUUCGUGCAAAAACUAGCUCAGGUCAAUUAAUGAGGCCGGUGCAGCAGUUGAGAUAGGAUGUCAAAACGAGGAAACAGAAAAAUUAUUCUAAAGAUGAGGGAGUGAAGAUAUGCAGCGAAUGCGUUCUUUAUUAACAACUUUUUUUCUUUUGUACGUGGCUGAAAUGGUCGAGACAAAAAGAAUAUUGAAAAGGCUUGUUUUUUGGUUCAGUUGAGUUUUGAUUAUCAUCUUUCACUUCAUUCUUUAUAUAGUCAUUUUGUAUGACAGAUACUUACUCUGUAUGACAGACACACACGAUAUUUUUUUUAUUAAAGACAAAAAAUAAGUGACACAGGCAACGCAAUAUGCAUCCACAAGAACCUUCGAUACCUAAUUUUGAUUACUAUUGUUAUUGUGGAACGCACAUAUUUCCUAUUAUUAAAUGUGGAGUUAUUACUUUGUAGUUGCCCUAAAAUAAGUGGAGGAUAAAUAUAUUACGUUGAAAUAAUAUCACAUUUUCAAGGAAACGAUGGUUGUCACUAUAAAAAGCGGAAAAGUUUUGGGGAAAAAAUUAACAACAGCUGAUUUGAAUGUUGACUUUUAUGCUUUCCAAGGAAUACCUUAUGCCCAACCUCCAUUAGGAAAUCUAAGAUUCAGGCCUCCGAUUCCUGUUGGUCAAUGGAGCGGCAUUCUGAACACAACCGAAGAUAAACCACAAUGUAUUCAGAAUUUAGGAGAUGGAUCUGAAGAUUGUUUAUUCAUCAACGUUUUCUCUCCAACGGUGUAUUCGUUAGAACGCUUGCCAGUUUUCGUUUGGUUUUUUGGUGGUUACUUCAUAUCUGGAGAUUCAACUCGUUCUAGUUACGGACCAGACUAUUUCUUGGAAGAAGGAGUAGUAGUUGUCACCUUCAACUAUCGCCUGGGAGUAUUCGGAUUUCUGAGUACUGAAGACGAUGUAGCUCCGGGAAAUUGGGCCUUGAAAGACCAAAUUUUAGCCCUGAAAUGGAUUCAGGAGAAUAUUGAAGUAUUCGGAGGAGACCCAAAUUCAGUCACUCUGGCCGGAGAAAGCGCUGGAAGUGUUUGUAUCUCAUAUUUGCUACAAUGUCCAUUGGCAAAAAAUCUUUUUCACAGAGCUGUGCUCCAGAGUGGAACUUCUCUGAAUUAUCUAGCGCUAUCCAGAAAUCCCAGGGAAAUAGCAUUCGAAAUAGGCAGACUCUUUGGAAUUUUCACAAACGAUUCGAAACACUUAGUAAAUGAGUUGAGAAAAAUAGAUGAAGGAAUGUUGCAAUCAUUUUCAUUUGCCAAAAACCUUUUGAAAACUUUAUGGGAUAAUCCAAGAAAUGGAAUAUCUUUUUCUCCUAACAUUGAGCCUGCUAGUGACACUGCGGUAAUCACUAAUAAAAGUUAUGGACUCUGGAAGGACGGGGAAUUCAUGAAAGUUCCCUUAAUGAUUGGUUUCAAUUCACAGGAAUCAGUGACAGUUCUAUGGGUUAUUGGAGCGGCAAGGGGUUUCCUUGAGGUGUAUGAUAUUUCUCCGGAACUUCUUAUUCCAGUUGAUUUCAAUUUGAAGACAUCUGAUUUCUUCAAGAGAAUUGCCGUAGCUACUGAAAUUAGAUUACACUAUUUUGGAAUAGUUCCAUUGACCUUAGAUAUUAAUCAUUUACUACAGUUUAUCACCGAUGACCAAUUCGUUAGAGGGAUAACAGAAACGGUACGACUCGCAUCAAAUUUUACAACCGUUUAUUUCUACAGAUUUUCUUAUGUGGGAGACUUAGGCCUGUAUCCAUCCCAGAAAAGAGUGCAUGAAGGUGUAGGACAUACGGAAGAACUNGGCUUGAUAAGCAUACGGGUGGGAUCCUACUCCAGAAAGUGA
Molecule: messenger RNA, 2189 nt
Organism: Leptinotarsa decemlineata (Colorado potato beetle)
Lineage: Eukaryota; Metazoa; Arthropoda; Insecta; Coleoptera; Chrysomelidae
Product: carboxylesterase 1D
Source: RefSeq, a predicted model, not a curated record